This is a messenger RNA of Bombina bombina (fire-bellied toad), 2137 nucleotides long. It is a transcript of the gene GNPDA2, whose product is annotated as glucosamine-6-phosphate deaminase 2. Gene Ontology annotation, cellular component: cytoplasm. Gene Ontology annotation, molecular function: identical protein binding; glucosamine-6-phosphate deaminase activity. The transcript has 8 exons. The coding region runs from base 464 to 1291 and encodes 275 amino acids. Lineage: Eukaryota; Metazoa; Chordata; Amphibia; Anura; Bombinatoridae. Gene Ontology annotation, biological process: N-acetylglucosamine catabolic process; D-glucosamine catabolic process; N-acetylneuraminate catabolic process. The record is from RefSeq and is a predicted model, not a curated record.
UUUCUGCUCUGCUUCUUUCUUUGUGGCUUGGGGGUGGGUCUGUCUAUCCUAAUAUGGGCAUUUUAAAUAAAAAAUAAACAAUGCGACUAGGAAUGGCCAUAUAUGUGUUGGGACCUAGAGCUAUUUAGUUACCGUUACACAGCAACUUCGAGCCAGGCGAGCAACAUAUUUGCGAACAUCACAUCUAUUUGUACAGUUUAAAAAUCCGGAUUAUUUUAAGUACAUUAUCUACUUUUAUUCAGAGAUUAAGAUCCAGAAUGUUAGCGAUAUUUUAAAUGGAGAUUAAUUCAUCAGUUGUAAUGAAGAUGCGCUUUAACUUACUUUUUAAUGUAGUGCUGAAAUUCAAAUACCCCGCGUUCCUGCCGCUCACUUCAAAGCUAACUUUUCAGAGACGGCACAGAACCUAAGCGCAGCGAAGGGCACCUGAAGCAUAUUUCCUUUGUUCUGCUACACAUCAGCAAGCAUGAGACUGGUAAUUCUUGAUGACUAUGCAUUGGCCAGUGAAUGGGCUGCAAAGUACAUUUGUAAUCGUAUUAUUGAAUUUAACCCUGGCCCAGACAAAUACUUCACCCUAGGUUUACCAACAGGUAGCACUCCACUGGGAUGCUAUAAAAAGCUAAUAGAAUAUCACAAACAAGGAAAUCUUUCAUUCAAGCAUGUUAAAACCUUUAAUAUGGAUGAAUAUGUAGGUCUUCCAAGGGACCAUCCUGAAAGCUAUCAUUCAUAUAUGUGGAACAAUUUCUUCAAGCACAUUGAUAUAGACCCUAAUAAUGCACAUAUCCUUGAUGGGAAUGCUCCAGAUCUACAAGCAGAGUGUGAUGAAUUUGAAAGGCAAAUCAAAGAAGCUGGUGGAAUUGAACUGUUUGUUGGAGGUAUUGGUCCAGAUGGUCACAUUGCUUUCAAUGAACCUGGUUCCAGUUUGGUAUCAAGAACAAGACUAAAGACUUUAGCAAUGGAUACCAUUUUAGCAAAUGCUAAAUAUUUUGAUGGCAACCUUUCUAAUGUUCCAACAAUGGCACUCACAGUUGGUGUGGGCACAGUAAUGGAUGCCAAAGAGGUAAUGAUUCUUAUUACGGGUGCGCAUAAAGCUUUUGCUUUGUACAAAGCAAUAGAGGAAGGCGUAAACCAUAUGUGGACUGUAUCAGCUUUUCAGCAGCACCCUCGUACAAUUUUUGUCUGUGAUGAAGAUGCUACUUUAGAACUACGAGUUAAAACUGUUAAAUAUUUUAAAGGUUUAAUGCAUGUACAUAACAAACUUGUGGAACCACUGCACAGCAUGAAAAAAAACUGACGUGAAGUUGAUGCUAGAGAGCAUUGGGAAAGAGCAGUCAGUGGCUUAAUGGCUAUGCAAUGUUACCGUGAACCGCUGAACCUGGCAAAAUUGUAAAUGUACUGUAUUAUUAAGGUCCAAUGUCCAAAAUAUACAUUUCAACAUUCCACAUUUGUUAAUUUAGGUAAAGCUUAUUUGUGUUGGUUUUUUUUUCUGUUCAGAUCAUAAUGUAUUAUUUACUCAGUUUUUUAUUAGAGCUUAAUAAUACAUGAUAUAGUAAGAAACCAACAAAGUUCUUUUCAUCUUAGAAGUACCUUUGCCUAACAUUUAAUAGUGGGAUUCUGAUUAUUACACUCCUUUUCAACUAACAAUGUUAGCUUCUGAUAUUAUUACACUCCUUUUCAACUAACAAUGUUAGCUUCUAAAAUUAUUACACUCCUUUUUCAACUAACAAUGUUACAAUAUUAUUGUUUUUAUAAUAUCUGAAAAUAUAAUCGGAUAAAUGUUUACUGCAAGAGCUGUUGCCUUAUACUUUAGGUUUAUCAGUGAAUUACACUAUACUAAAUUACGUUGAACUUUAAGUUCUUUAAUAAUGAUCCUACUUAAAGGAUUUGUUCACUUUACUAACAGUGACUAUAAUAUAUUUUAUACAUUUUCAGUCUUUUUACAGCUCUUUUCAUUUCUGCUAAUGCUACUUCAAUGUUUGUAGUUUUGCAUUAGCUUGAUAUAUUUUUAUUUAGGUUUUUAUGAAAAAUUGCAAAAAUAUGUAGGUCACAUACUACUCUAUAUUUACUUAUAUAUUGCACUCAAGUAUUAAUUGAACAUGUCCUGCUUUGCAAUAAACUGAUCAGCUGAGAAAAAAAAGAA